Messenger RNA from Vanessa tameamea, 1301 nucleotides. RefSeq names its product ADP,ATP carrier protein (gene Ant). Gene Ontology annotation, biological process: mitochondrial ADP transmembrane transport; negative regulation of mitochondrial outer membrane permeabilization involved in apoptotic signaling pathway; mitochondrial ATP transmembrane transport. The transcript has a single exon. Gene Ontology annotation, molecular function: ATP:ADP antiporter activity. The coding region runs from base 246 to 1148 and encodes 300 amino acids. NCBI's taxonomy places the organism in Eukaryota, Metazoa, Arthropoda, Insecta, Lepidoptera, Nymphalidae. The record is from RefSeq and is a predicted model, not a curated record. Gene Ontology annotation, cellular component: mitochondrial inner membrane.
CCUUCCUUCCUUCUUUUGCGCCGCUCCUCUAGGCAGAACUGCGAGAGAACGUGAUCGAUCGAAUUUCAAAAAAGGCACACACCUACCCUUGUGCUCCCGAGAUCACGGAAUUACUUUAUAUCUCCUGAUUGAACAAAUCGGGAGUUCGUGUUUCGUGAUUUUGUCAUUCCGCGUGUGAACUCGCAGAUUCCCACCCGACGCUCGCGAGGCAAGCAUCCAGUGAAGAGCUCACUUAAUUAAACAAAAUGUCGAACCUCGCCGAUCCAGUUGCGUUCGCUAAGGACUUCCUCGCUGGUGGUAUCUCUGCCGCGGUCUCCAAAACAGCAGUAGCUCCCAUCGAGCGUGUCAAGCUGCUGCUUCAAGUCCAGCAUGUCAGCAAACAAAUCGCCGUAGACCAGCGCUACAAAGGUAUCGUCGACGCCUUCGUCCGCAUUCCCAAAGAGCAGGGUCUGCUCUCAUUCUGGCGUGGUAACUUCGCCAACGUCAUCAGGUACUUCCCUACCCAGGCGCUAAACUUCGCUUUCAAGGACAAGUACAAGCAGGUCUUCCUCGGAGGCGUAGACAAGCACACCCAGUUCUGGCGCUACUUCGCCGGUAACCUUGCGUCCGGUGGUGCCGCCGGAGCUACCUCCCUAUGCUUCGUGUACCCACUCGACUUCGCCCGUACCCGUCUCGCCGCCGAUGUCGGCAAAGGUGAUGGACAACGUGAGUUCACCGGUCUCGGAAACUGCAUCAGCAAGAUCUUCAAAUCCGACGGUUUGACCGGUCUGUACAGGGGUUUCGGUGUGUCCGUACAAGGUAUCAUUAUCUACCGUGCGGCCUACUUCGGUUUCUACGACACUGCCCGCGGCAUGUUGCCCGACCCCAAGAACACACCCAUCGUCAUCAGCUGGGCCAUCGCACAGGCCGUCACCACAGUUGCCGGUAUCAUCUCGUAUCCCUUCGACACGGUCCGUAGGCGUAUGAUGAUGCAGUCUGGACGUGCCAAGGGCGAUAUCCUUUACAAGAACACCAUCCACUGCUGGGCGACCAUCGCGAAGACUGAGGGAGGUUCCGCCUUCUUCAAGGGUGCCUUCUCCAACGUCCUCAGAGGCACAGGUGGUGCUUUCGUACUCGUCUUAUAUGACGAGAUCAAGAAGCUCCUCUAAAUCUAAUGUAAGAAUUGUUACCAUAAUUUCAAUUGUGAUUUAAAAUCACCGAUAGGCACUCUCCUGAAAUCAUGUAUUAUUUAGACGCGAAAUAACAUCCUAGUAACUUAUUUUUAGUUAAAUAAAGUGUUAUACGAUGAUUCCAGCAAAAAA